Molecule: messenger RNA, 2790 nt
Organism: Misgurnus anguillicaudatus (oriental weatherfish)
Lineage: Eukaryota; Metazoa; Chordata; Actinopteri; Cypriniformes; Cobitidae
Gene: saxo6
Product: Mdm1 nuclear protein
Biological process (GO): negative regulation of centriole replication
Molecular function (GO): microtubule binding
Source: RefSeq, a predicted model, not a curated record
GCAGGAACAGCGAGCGCGCGCUUCAAGCUGCAGAAACGCUUUCAGUUUUGAGAUUUGUUUUGGGUGCUCAGACGUUACCCCAACAUGUUUCUUUCAUAUAUGCAUAUAUACGCGCAAUAUACUUUUUAUUCAAGAUGGUUCAUGCGUGUAGGAUAAUGCGCUAAUGUUAAACAAAGUUGCACAGUGAACUUCGGUACUAAAGGAAUCACCGAGUAUAGAAGUCGAUACAAGGGUCGAGCAUCACGAUCCAGAAGCGAUUCUCCACAUCAGAGGAUGCAACUGGCAGGACUGCGGUCUGACCAAAGUCGAAUCACUCGGGAACCUCAAUUCCCAUCCAAAAGGAAAGUGCCAUUUAAUCCACCUCGGGUAUCAAGAUCCCUACAGUGGGAAGGACAUCAACAACAUCAGGAGAAGGACAGGCCUGUCACAUCUCCAGCUGUCAAAAAACCUGUGUUCAGAGCCAGUAGUGCAGAAGGGCAGGUGACGCCCCUGGCCCCAAGAGACUUCAUACCACAAGAGGGCACCGCUGCACCGUCUCAACAACAAGCAGAGGCACAAGCAGCCCAGCCAACCAGGGCCACUGCAGAUGGGCAGAAACAGGGACAUGCUGGAAAUGGAGUAAACCAUGCACUGCGAAAGCGAGCAGGACUGAAGUCAGAGCGACAGAAAAAUGGUCGCUUGAACUCUGAAUAUCAGAGACAGUUCAUGUGGAAAACCCCGGUGGCCGAUUCACCCCUGCUGGCUGCACAAGAGAUGUUUUAUAACGACAAUAAAAUCAUCCCACCCUUUAAGUCCAACCCAGUCCUUAUGGAGAGUGAGUACAGGAGAAGUUUUAAAGGAUCACCUCCUCCCAGACCUCCUCGCUUUAGACGAGAUGUUGAGCAAUGUGAGGUCCCACAGCUCCACACAGAGAACGUAACCUCGGAGAAGAAUGCGAGAAGGAAGAAGAAAAAGGAGAGGCAGAAACUCGGCAAAAAGUCAAGCCCCGAAGAGGAAGUGAGACAUCCACAGCAACAGGAAGAGAGGUCACCAUGUGCCCCGAGAGACCCUUCACACAAAAUUAUAAGGGAGGUGAAAACGGAGUACAGGUCCAAUUUUCGUUCUCCAUUGCAGUAUUCCUACAGAGAUGGAGCUUGGGUGAAGAACAAAACUGCAAAUUUGGAGGAGUGUGAACACUGGUGGUAUAAUGAGGUGCAGGAACUCCGCGAGAGGGCUGAGGCCUAUAGGAAAAGGGCCCGGGGGACUCAUUUUUCCCGUCAACACUUUAACCAAAUCAUGUCGGAGCACAACUGGAUGUGGGAGCCUUCCAGCGGCACCACGUCCACAUCUUCUGUCCUAUCUGAGUGCUGCAGCAGUCCCAUCGUAGAGGCUCUGGACUUGGCCAGCCCUGGACCUUCUGCUUCUGUGGCAACCAGCAGGAGAAACUCUGCAGAAGAAAUGAAUCUUCCAGAUGGCCCUACACUUCCUGUACAGAGGAAGUUGGCCUGGGAUGAAGAAGCACGACCGGGAGAGAGGAAUAAGGCGGAGGAGCUCGCCGAAGAUGUUCACGAGGAGCCAAAUGUGAAUGGGAAUGUUAAAAGGUUGCAGGUUUUGGAAACUGACUCAUCAUCAGUGGUGGAAGGGUCUGAAGGUUCUGUCAACGGGGGCAGACUACCAACCCCCAAACUAAAAACCACGCAGAACCUGCAAAGAACACAUCAUGACCGCACAACUCCGUCAACUGGAGGUGCUUUACUGGUCUCCCCUCCAAAGAUAAAGGAUUCCUCAUGGAAAGCUCACUCUCAUUAUAGACACAUCACACAUGGAUCUCCACAGCGAACGAAUGGCAAGGCCAUGAAUGGAAGCGCACCGCACUCCUCACCAGCUGCAGGCCUGACCACUGUAGAUCCACUUCCCAUGCGUGAAGAUGCAUCGUCUGAGGAGGAGCCUGAAUGCUCCCCUAAUCCAAGAAAGGCCAAGCCAUCACUCAGGACUCUGGAAAGACUACGUCCCAAAGACAUCAUCUCCCCACCUGCCAACAGAAUCCAGGGCACAUUGAGAAACCCAGAAUUUCAACAUAAUGGUAACCUGGGAAUUUUUCGGCCAGAACUGUUUGCAUUUCCUGAAUCUGACUCUGGUGUGUCAGACAAUGAUGAUAAGAUGUCUCAGAUCUCCUCUAGAUCAGCCGCUUCAUGCUCCAUGGCAUCUGAGGUCCUGAGCCGGGCUCAGAGAAGGAAACAGGAAUUUUGGGGAACGAGCUAAUAUGACAAAGCUCAUGGAUUUUCAACGAAACGGAAAAACUUGUACUGGCCAUUGAAUUUUAUUAUGCAUUUAAAAUAAAAAUAAAAAAUAGUCCUGGGCAAAGACUAAUCGCGAUUAAUCGCAUACAAAAUAAAAGUGAUAUUUGGCAUAAUAUAUGAGCGUGUGCUGUGUGUAAUUAUUAUGUAUAUAUAAAUACACACAUAUUUAUGUAUAUAUUUAAGAAACAUUUAUACAUAUAUUUAUUUUUAUAUAUCUAUAUUAAAUAUAUAAAAAAUCUAAAAUUAAUAUAUGUAUGUGUGUGUGGUUAAAUAUACAUAAUAAUUACACACAUAUAUUAUGCAAAAAUCAGUCACUUUUAUUUUGUAUGCGAUUAAUCGCGAUUAAUCUUUGCCCAGCACAAAAAAGUCAUUUCUUUUGUCUAUUUGCCUACUAGACCACUUUUAUGUGGUCAGUAAAUAGUUUUGCAAAUAAAACAAUGUCACUCUGUCUGCUAAUUUUUUUUAAAUACACUUUUUUGUAAAUUUGGUAAGAAAUAAAUAAUUAAAUUAA